Didymodactylos carnosus is the source of this 801-nucleotide messenger RNA. NCBI's taxonomy places the organism in Eukaryota, Metazoa, Rotifera, Eurotatoria, Philodinida, Philodinidae. The record is from the annotation of a GenBank genome assembly.
AUGGGUUCAUCGGAAAAAGCUGGAAACAGGGGUUUCCCCGGUUCGCCACGUGAUGGAGCUGCCGUGGAGCUUGUUGGUCUGAAUCGUGCCGUCCUCAAAUGGUUACUGGAAAUGAAUAAAUCAGGACAUUAUCCGUAUGAUUGUAUUGGUGACAAAAUCACAUUCGCAGAAUGGAUGAAGAAAAUUGAUCAGAAUUUUGAACAAAAGUUUUGGGUUGACGAAAAAUCACAAGAAUUAUUUGUUAAUCGGAGAAAUAUUUACAAGGAUACGGUCGGCUCAACGUUCAGAUGGUCGGAUUAUCAGCUGAGGCCUAAUUUUCUCAUUGCAGCUGUGGUGGCUCCCGAACUGUUCAACAAACACCACAUCUGGAAAGCUCUUUCACAAGUCGAACACAUUUUAGUCGGUAAAUAUGGUAUUAAGACUUUGGAUCCCUCUGACUCGAACUAUGUGGGUGAUUGCCAUACCGACGAUGAUGGAUGGGAUUUUAAACGGGCGAAAGGUCAAAAUUAUCACAACGGCCCCGAAUGGCUUUGGCUCAUGGGAUUUUAUUUGAGGGCUAAACUCUACUGGGCACAACAAAUGGACAGAGAACCAGAAACACGAGGUGUUUUGGCACAAACAAUUCGUCACGUCAGAGAAAUCCUAUUAAAUCACUUAGAAUAUCUUUCGAAUUCCGAAUGGAACGGUUUAGCACAAUUAACGAACGAAAAUGGCUCAUAUUGUCCUCACUCAUGCACUGUACAAGCCUGGUCAAUGUCAACGAUGUUGGAGGCAGAGUUUGAUUUAGAUCAAUUAGCAUAG